This is a messenger RNA of Seminavis robusta, 1020 nucleotides long. Lineage: Eukaryota; Bacillariophyta; Bacillariophyceae; Naviculales; Naviculaceae. The record is from the annotation of a GenBank genome assembly.
AUGACCUCAACUAAAACUCCGAGUAAAGCACCAACUGGGCCUCCUUCUAGAUCACCUACGAAGGCUCCCACUAAAUCACCUACAAGGGCACCAACCAAAGCCCCCACAAAAUCACCGAGCAAACCACCAACAAAGGCCCCUUCUAAAUCACCCACACUAUCACCAACAAAGUUUCCAACACCGGUUCCAACCAGCACACCAACUGCAGGUGGAUUUGUUUUCACUCGGCCAACACUAUUAGCAGCAAUUGCCGCAGAUGACUUUUCUCCUUCAAGUCCAUAUGGAGCAAUUGCCACUUGGGAUGUCUCCAAAGUUUCAGAUUUUUAUGCAUUGUUCAAAACCAAGACUACUUUUAAUGAAAACAUUGACACAUGGACCACAAGCCAGGUGACUGACUUCCGCUUGACAUUCGACGGCACAUCUAGUUUCAACCAGCCUUUAUCAUCCUGGGACACGUCCUCAGCCACCAGUAUGAAUUUAAUGUUCUAUGGAAGUACAUUUAAUGAGGAUAUUUCCACAUGGGACGUAUCAAAGGUUGUUGGCAUGGGCUUCAUGUUUGGGGCCUCCUCCUUCAACCGCAAUAUUGACUCCUGGGAUGUGAGCAGUGUCACUCGUUUUGAUUCUGCAUUUGAACUAGCCACAAACUUCAACCAGCCGCUUGGUUCCUGGAAUGUUGGGAAUGGAAAUCAAUUUGGCUAUAUGUUUUAUCAAGCCACAAACUUCAAUCAAGACCUCAGUAGCUGGGAUGUCAGCAAGGGGGCAAGAUUUUCUUCAACGUUUCAUCAAAGUAACUUCAAUCAAGAUGUAUCCGGUUGGAAUGUUGCAAAGGGAACCACUUUCAACUCCAUGUUCUACAGCAGCGCUUUCAACCAAGACCUGUGUGCCUGGGGGAAUGGAGCCAACCCAAUUGCACUCAACACAGCCCCCACCGCGGCCAUGUUUGACGCUACGCCUUGCCCAACAAAUACAAAUCCAGAUUUGAAUGCUUCCCCAAGAGGGCCAUUCUGCUACACAUGUUAA